AUGUUACAAAAACAAAAAAAUUAGAAAUCACUCAUUUUAGAACUUGAUUAUGAUACUGAAUACAAGUCAAUAAAGAGUUCAACAAAAAUGUCUGAAUAAAAUAUAAUAUCUAAAUUUGUUGAUUUAUAUGAAGAAGUGCUUUUUUAAAUCAAAGGUUCCUAAAAUUUAGUAUAUUAUAUUACAAUAUUUAAGUAUUUAAUCAAUAAAAUGGCUAACCUAAAGAAUGGCAAUAUUGUUAAUAUUGAAAUAUUGUUGUCCAAUUUCAAAUAUCUAAUCACAUUGUUAAUCCAAGAAUUAGUAUUAUCUAUCUAAUAUUUAGAUAUAAUUUUAAAGAUAAGUGGAUUCUCAAAACAUUGAACCAAAUAAGUUAAAUAAUCUGGAGUUAAAUUAAAUAAAACUAGAUCUAUAAUAAUUUUAAUAUGUAUCACUUAAUAUUUUAAUAUUAAAGGACAAGACUGAUUUAUAAUAUAAAGUUAAAUAACUUGAAUAAGAAGUCUAUCAAUAAUAACAAUUAAAUGCCACCAUUUCUCAAAAUUUGUUAGAUUUCAAAUAAAAAUAUUUAGUAAGUUUAUUAUAAAUCUAUUUAAUUAGGAAUUAUAAUAUAAAUACAAUUAAGAGAUUUAAAUAAAAUAAACUAAAACUUUCUAUGAUCAAAAUAUAAAAGAUAAACUUAAAAAAUUACAUACAAUAUACUAAAUAGACAAAUCUUCAAAUAAUAAAUCAAUAAUCAACAAAAAGUAAAAAUUAACCAUUAUGACUGAACCUUGUGAUUCUGAUUCAUAGUAUAGUACUAUUAUUGAAUUAAAUAAUUCUUAUUAUGAUAGAAUUAAUAGCAAGAUUAAAUAAAAUUAAACAAUAGAAAGUACAUAUUAACUAAUAUUUGUUUAGCUAUUACAUCUGUUCAAACUGAAAAUAAUAAAAAUGCUGAUUCCUUUUCGUAUAUUCUGAAUAGAAAUUUUUAUAAAUCAUAAUAAAGAGAUAAAUCAAAUACUCUAUCCCAAGAAUGUUAUAAUAAUAUUAAGUAUGCAUAAAAAUAAAAUCUACCUAUUAACUCAUUAAAAUAAAAAAAAUAAACUUAAUUUAGCUGA
Molecule: messenger RNA, 1088 nt
Organism: Paramecium primaurelia
Lineage: Eukaryota; Ciliophora; Oligohymenophorea; Peniculida; Parameciidae
Source: the annotation of a GenBank genome assembly